This is a messenger RNA of Prunus mume (Japanese apricot), 3087 nucleotides long. Lineage: Eukaryota; Viridiplantae; Streptophyta; Magnoliopsida; Rosales; Rosaceae. The record is from RefSeq and is a predicted model, not a curated record.
UUCAGAGAGAGGGAAAAGCAAAAAAAGGAGGACACUGAGCUCAGCUGUGGAGGAAGUUGAAGAAGGAACAAGGGUUUAAGCACACUUUCUCCUAUUCUUUCACUGGUACGUGAUUUUUCAGCCCGGUUCUAAGCUCUUUUUAUAUUUCUGGGGUUCGAUUUCCUUUCUCCAAUCUGUUAAACCACUUGCCGCUUUGUGAAACCCAUAAAAAACCCUGGUUUUUUUUCCUUCUAUCAAUUUUAGUUUUUGUUUAAGGGUUUAGACUGCGGGCGACGUUUCUUGGUGACUCAAGACUGGAGUAGCUUAAGGGUGAGUUUUACGGUUAAAUUGAAGUGUAAUAAAUGACUUCUCCACCAUCGAAAAACAUAUGGAUUCGGCGGCAACAAUGCCCAUGUGGGGAUUGGAAAUGUUAUGUGACAUAUGAGGGAGACUCUGAAGAGACAUCAUCCAUAACAUCCCAAUUGGUAAAGAACGAUAGUGCAGGCUCAGAAGCUAUGGUUUCCCCUUAUGUUGGAAUGGUAUUUAAGAGUGACGAUGAUGCAUUUGAGUAUUAUGGCAACUUUGCUAGAAAAAAUGGCUUCUCAAUUCGGAAAGAGCGGUCCCGACUUAGCCCUCAAUUGGGUAUUUAUAAGCGUGACUUUGUUUGUUAUCGUUCUGGCUUUGCACCAGUGAAGAAGAAGCCGACAGGAGAACACCACAGGGAUAGGAAGUCAGUUCGGUGUGGAUGUGAUGCAAAAAUGUAUUUGUCCAAGGAGGUAGUUGAUGGGGUUUCUCAAUGGUUUGUUGUGCAAUUCAGUAAUGUCCAUAACCAUGAGCUUUUGGAAGAUGACCAAGUACGCCUUCUUCCUGCAUAUCGUAAAAUUCAUGAGGCGGAUCAAGAGCGGAUACUAUUACUUUCUAAAGCCGGGUUUCCUAUACAUCGCAUAGUGAAGGUGUUGGAGUUGGAAAAGGGGAUUCAAGGUGGACAAUUACCCUUUUUAGAGAGGGACGUUAGAAAUUUUGUCCAAAAUCGUAAGAAGGUUGUUCAAGAAAAUGAUGCUUUGCUCACUGAAAAACGGGAAAACGAUACAUUGGAACUUCUUGAGGCAUGCAAGGGAACAAAAGAAGCAGAUGAAGACUUUGUUUAUGAUUUUACAGUUGAUGAGAAUGAUAAAGUUGAACACAUUGCCUGGUCCUAUGGUGAUUCAGUCCAUGCAUACACUAUGUUUGGUGAUGCAGUUUAUUUUGACACUUCGUAUCAAUCAAUCACGUACGGCGUGCUUUUUGGAGCAUGGCUUGGCAUUGACAACCAUGGAAGGACCAUUUUCUUUGGUUGUGUUCUUUUGCAAGAUGAAACACCUCGUUCUUUCUCGUGGGCUUUACAGACUUUUGUUCGUUUCAUGAGAGGGAGAUGCCCGCAAACAAUUCUAACUGAUCUUGAUCCUGGGCUGAGAGAUGCAAUAAGAAGUGAAUUACCAGGCACUAAACAUGUCGUUUCUAUAUGGAAUAUUCUUCCCAAGGUAUCCAGCUGGUUCUCUGUUUCACUUGGAUCUCGCUGUGCAGAAUUUAAAUCUGAGUUUGAUGUGUUAUGUCGGGUGGAGAGUACAGAGGAUUUCGAGCUUCAAUGGAAUCAAAUGAUUUCAAUGUUUGGGCUUACUACAGAUAAACAUAUUGCUUUACUUUAUUCAUUCCGGGCAUCCUGGGCUCUGUCGUAUAUGAAGGGUUACUUUCUUGCUUGUAUGGCUACGACAGCAUAUUCAAAGUCUGUAGAUGCAUUUUUGAAAGGAGUUUUCAGUGCACAAACAUGUUUGCGUAGCUUUUUUGAGCAGGUUGGUAUUUCUGCCAAUUUUCAAAAUCAGGCACGUCAAGAGAUGCAGUAUAUGCAUAUUAAAACAUGCAUUCCCAUUGAAGAGCAUGUGAGGAGUAUUCUGACGCCUUUUGCCUUCAAUGCUUUGCAGCAUGAACUUGUGCUCGCCAUGCAAUAUGCAGUAUCUGAAAUGUCCAAUGGGUCAUAUCUUGUGCGCCACUUUAAGGAGAUUGAUGGGGAGCGUCUUGUGAUAUGGAUACCAGAAGAGGAACAGAUUCAUUGUUCCUGUAAAGAGUUUGAAUCUUCUGGGUUGUUAUGCAGACAUUCUCUGCGUGUAUUUGUAGUAAAGAACUACUUUCAGCUUCCUGACAAGUACUAUUUAAAUAGAUGGCGGAAAGAAAGCUCUCUUGAUUUUUAUGAUGACCACAUUACUCGAACUAGUGAUGAUGAAUGGUUUCAAGAUUAUCACUGCCUUACUGAAACCCUGUUUACAGAAUCAUCAAUUACAAAGGAGCGUGCCGAUUAUGUUCGCAGGGAAUUGACAACACAACUGACAAGGAUUCUUAAUGAGGUUAGAAAUAUGCCAGAAUGUGAAGGAGUUGCUAUGGAUCUGACAUUUUCCCCUACGGGCUAAUUUGAAGCAGUUGUUCAUGUGUACUGUAUUGGUAUCAAAUGCAACUCCAACAUGCUUUCUGGAAUUUAGAGAAUAGACAGAGUUCAAGAAAAUAUGGUUGGAAGGUUUAGGCAAUGGAGGGACAAAAUGGCUUUGCAUUAUUUCUCUUAUAUUAAGCGGAAAAGUGUAAUGUUUGGAAGAUCCAUUGCUGUUCGGCCAAAUUGCUGUUUAAACUUCCUGAUGUAUGACAUCACAACACACAAAAAGGAAGUGGAGAAAGGAACUUACCUAAGACAGAGACAGGGACCAGUUUGCGUUUCUCAUGAUCACUCUGGAAUGCUUCUAGUUCUAGUUCUAGAUCUCUCCUUUCAAAAUUCCGGAAAGGGAAGGGGCCCCUAUUCUCAAGAGAUUAGAGACACCGUUCGAGGUGUCGGUGAUAUUCCUGAUUAUUGUAAAUCUAAAAAAUCAAGAGUCGGUUUGCGCACUGUACAAAGUAGUAGAUGACAAAAGGCCCAACCAAUUUGUCAUUAAAAGUCGGUUUUCAUUCGCUGUUUUUGCCUGUUGUCUGUUGUCUGUUGUCAAACAAUAUCUCAUUUUCCUAUGCAUUUACUUACUAUUAGUGAUAAUUUUUUGGGGCGUAGAUGGAUGGUCAAGUUAUGGAGGCAUUGAUCUGAUUCUGAAUUCUGAU